Molecule: messenger RNA, 2724 nt
Organism: Anopheles aquasalis
Lineage: Eukaryota; Metazoa; Arthropoda; Insecta; Diptera; Culicidae
Gene: Hakai
Product: E3 ubiquitin-protein ligase Hakai
Biological process (GO): protein ubiquitination; regulation of cell adhesion
Molecular function (GO): ubiquitin protein ligase activity
Source: RefSeq, a predicted model, not a curated record
CCUAGUUGCUUUUUUUAUUGGAAAGUUUUGGUGCUAAAAUUAACGAAAAUAUUUUUGUUACUGCAUCAAACCGACGCACGUUCAACGUGCGUACUUGUGUGAUUGUUUGUGACGGAUGGAGAUUUGAUAGCGUAGUAGAAAAGUAGUAGCUCUAGUGGAAGCAGUCCGUUCCGUGUCGGCAUCAAUCAACUGAACGAUAUGGAUUCCGAAGAUGGGGGAACCGCGAAGAAGUCCGGUCGGGGUCGUGGUCGGGCUCGUGGCACUCGGAGCCGCGGACGGGGUCGUGGCCGCGGACGCGGGAAGAAGGCAUCGCGUGUGAUAUCUUCGGACGAGGAGGAAGAGUUGGCGUCCCCCGAACCGGAGAAGGAAAUCGUAGAGGAAAUCAUCCCUGAGAAGGCCAGCAGUGGUAAGCAGCAGCGUCAGAUGGAAGAUGAAGUAAUCAAACAACCGCUGGCGCCCCCACCGGGCACGUUGAACCCGUUGCCAAUACCCGAGUCGGAACCGGGUCUGACGCCGACUACCACCAGCAUACCGCUAAUCAUUGAUAUGGAGGCUGACAUCUCCCAGCUGGAGGCACCCACCUUCACUACAAUCUCACGCGGUCCACCCGAACCGAUGGUGCGACUCAAUUGGAACCACAAGGUCAAUCUGAUCGGAGAAAAGGUGCUGAACCCGAUGAUAUACUGCUGCGAUCAGUGUGACAAACCGAUCCUCGUGUACGGGCGGAUGAUCCCGUGUAAGCAUGUCUUCUGUCUACGCUGUGCCCGCUCCGAAACACUCAAGAUGUGCCCACGUUGCAAAGAGAAAGUGGUGCGGGUGGAGCAAACCGCUCUUGGCACCGUUUUCAUGUGCACGCAUGGCGGUACGCGCUACGGAAAUACGGGCUGCCGACGAACCUACCUUUCACAGCGGGACCUCCAAGCUCACAUCAACCAUAGACAUAUUACGAACCCUCCGCCUUCGGAACAGACGGUAGUUUCUGCGACCGUCCCGCAACAACAGCAGCAGCAGCUGAGCCAACUAGAGUUAUCGCCUCGAAGCAAGAUGAUGCUCGAGAAGGGAGCACCGGUGACCGGCACCAAUGGCAUGCCGAUGCGGAAAAACUCGGGAUCAAAUGAGUUUGACACGUACAGCUACAACUACACCAGUAGCAGCAACUGUACUAAUGCCUACUCCACCAAUCACUCCGGUAGUUCUGGCACACAGCACUCCCAAUCAUCGAUCGGCGUCUCGCAGCAGUCCCGUACCGGAUUCUCGCCGUAUGGACAGCAAGCUUCACCUCAGCAUAGCGUCAUUUCUUCCCAGGCUACAUUGGGAUCGUCGUCACUGUGGAUGCAAUCAUCCAGCCAGUACUACCGUUGAACUUUCUGUAAAGCGAAAUUCGCUGCCCAGCGGGACUAAGAUAUGACGAAAGCAAACGAAUGCCUUUGUAUGUAUGGUAAUUUCUUUUAUUGUAUGUUAUAUCACCCUUUAUCUUAACUUACAGUGAAUGCUUAUAUGUAGAGUUCUCGUUUCGCUGUUUAGCUACCAAGAAUCGAAGUGAAGAGGCUCUAUCUUUUGUGAAUGUAAUACCUCCGCUAUCCUCCUGUAUCUCUUACUCUGAACUUCACCGUGCCAGAUAAUCUAGAUAUGGCUGGCAAGCCCUUAUGAGAUCCUUAUGCACUUUAAGGUUUGAACAAGAGAUCACGCCUUGGAACCUAUCUAACAGUUAGUAGUAUUGACAAAGAUAGAUUGAAAACAGGCUAUAUUUCGUGGAUUCGUGGUUUGGUGAAUCAGCUAACAUUUACAAAAAAUAUUUUGUUGGAUGCAUUUUUCUUUGUGCCCCAAAGGCCCAGCCCGGUGCUCGGUGCACACUUGGGGCACCCGACCGUGGCCAAUCGAAAUCACCUUCACGGAAGACAACAUCUAUCCUUUCUCGCUCUCGCUCUCUCUCUCUUUCACUCGCUUUCCCUGUCGGCCAGGGAUGCGUGGUUUGAGGGAAGCCCGCGGGUAGGUUCGUUCGUUCCGGGCUUCCUUGCACCGCGCCUCCACGACGGAGCUCGUCCGCGCCUCAGUGCACAAUCAUUAGAUGCACUUCGGGUCCCUCGGAUCUCGCUAAAGGUUGACAAAGGAUUCUGGAGCCUUUUGACAGCCUUUUGGAAAAAAAAUCCUUGACCCGCGAAUACGUAAAUUUCAGUUAAAAAUACAAAAUACGAGUAAUAAAUAGUGUACUAUAAAUAUAUAUAUAAAUACGAAUACAAAUUUUGACUGGAGUUGGCUGGAAUAAUAAUUUUUCACUUGAUAUUUAUAAAGCAGUAUAAUACCAGGAAGAAUAAUGCUUAAAAAAUACCAAAAACACCCCCCAAACGGUGGAUAAUCUGGAAACAAUUUUUAUUGCACCCUCUACACUGGUACGAGAUUCACGCCCCGCACUGUAGCGAAGUGCACUGCGCUGAACAUCGUUGACAGCCGUUUGUUUACGAAAUUUGAAGGGGGGGGGGGGGCAAAAAAAUCCCUCCAUCCAAUCCAAUCCCUUGCCAGCAUCAUUUCAUUCAAUAGUUUUUCACCCAUUUUCCACUCUUUGGCACGGUCAACUUUGCACAACACACAAAAACGAACGAACGGACGAACGAAACCACGAACGCGCACAAUUUGAGUCCGCACGAUUUGGUUGAAUGAAGAAGGACGAAGAACGCAAAUUUCCGCUGCCGAGCGACGGGCAUACGAGUCAUCCGGUACGAUUAU